Molecule: messenger RNA, 903 nt
Organism: Musca vetustissima
Lineage: Eukaryota; Metazoa; Arthropoda; Insecta; Diptera; Muscidae
Product: beta-lactamase-like protein 2 homolog
Exons: 4
Coding region: 1-903 (300 amino acids)
Cellular component (GO): mitochondrial matrix
Molecular function (GO): single-stranded RNA binding; RNA endonuclease activity
Source: RefSeq, a predicted model, not a curated record
AUGGCUCUAAUUCCGCCGGUAACACGUCUAUCCUCUUCCAUUAUAAGAAUUUUGGGAUGCAAUCCCGGUCAUAUGACAUUACAGGGUACAAACACCUAUCUCAUAGGAACGGGUAAAAAGCGGAUUUUAAUUGAUACUGGCGACCCAGAUGUACCGGAAUAUAUCAAACACCUAAAUACCGUAUUGAAAGAAGAAAAGGCGUCCAUUGGUACCAUUUUAUUGACACAUUGGCAUCAUGAUCAUGUGGGCGGUGUUAAGGAUGUUUUGAAAAUAUGUGGUGAUAAAGUUAAUCUUCAUAAAGAUUGCCAGGUAUUCAAAUUUCCACGUACCGAUGCCGAAGAUAUCUGCCCCGAAAUACCUAAAGAUAUUAAAGUGGAAAAGUUGCAGGAUCAACAAGUCUUUGAGGUGGAGGGUGGUAAGGUGAAAAUACAUCAUACCCCAGGCCAUACCACAGAUCAUGUGAUCUUGACCACUGAGGAGGGUACCCUGUUUAGUGGUGAUUGUAUAUUGGGUGAGGGUACAGCAGUAUUUGAGGAUCUUUAUGAUUACAUGAAAAGUUUGGAGAAGAUUCUAAACCUCAAACCCUCUGUCAUCUAUCCCGGCCAUGGUAAUAUCAUUGCGGACCCUUUGGAGAAAAUCAAAUACUACAUCAAUCAUCGCAAUCAACGGGAGCAACAAAUAUUCAAUUGUUUUGUUGAACGCAAGGACCAGAAAAUGCAGGCAAUGGAUGUGGUGAAAAUUGUCUAUAAGGAUACACCGGAACAGUUGUGGCCAGCGGCAGCCUAUAAUGUUAGUCAUCAUUUGACCAAACUGCAAAAGGAGGGAAAGCUAAAAAUGUUACCAAAUGCCGAAAAUGACGAUGAUGAUCAUUUUUAUGUGUUCCAAAAAUCUAGCAACUUGUAG